This is a messenger RNA of Maniola jurtina (meadow brown), 2541 nucleotides long. RefSeq names its product serine/threonine-protein kinase stk11 (gene Lkb1). Gene Ontology annotation, cellular component: cytoplasm. Gene Ontology annotation, molecular function: protein serine/threonine kinase activity; protein kinase activator activity; ATP binding. Gene Ontology annotation, biological process: glucose homeostasis; regulation of cell growth; protein phosphorylation. Bases 509 to 1849 code for a protein of 446 amino acids. The record is from RefSeq and is a predicted model, not a curated record. NCBI's taxonomy places the organism in Eukaryota, Metazoa, Arthropoda, Insecta, Lepidoptera, Nymphalidae. The transcript has 6 exons.
AAACCAAAACUGAAACAUAUAUGAGUGAACAAACGAGAGUAACUUGGACGCGUGUCGAAAUAGACGAUGCAUGUUUAAAGAGCAGAUAUACACUACCUACGUUUUAUCUUCUACACAAUAUGUCAAUAUUUGACACUUUGCCAUCGAUGUAUCAUCCAUGAUCCAUCAGAACAAUGAGUUAAUCGAUAUUUAUCUAUGUGAACAAUACAUCGAUGUUUGCUAAGCAUCGACGUAUCGUUUCCGUUCGCAUCCCUAUUUCGAUUUCAUUUCAUUUCAUUGCGAUGCGAUGUUUCAAGUUUCAAUUUUCGUGGUUUCUUUUUAUUUACCUUCAGUAAACGCCAUAAAAAUAUAAUUUUAUACGAAAAUCUUUAGUGUACCGUGCAAAGAUAUAAUAUAUUUUGAGAAGAUAUGUAAAUUUAUUUUAUAAACAGUUAUACGUGACGGCAGAAGUCCUUGUAGUUGUUAUAGAUUUACGGACAGUUUUACAAAUGUGUUGUUUUGAUAGAUAAUGGAUCCAAGAAUGUGUAGGAAAAUCAGCAGUAGUGAAAGUCUUCCAGAUGCAGAAAAUGGGGAAUUCGAAGUGUCGAACAUAAUCGCAUCGCAGGAGAGCGAAGAGAACUUUUUAUUGGAGGGCAAUCUCGAACGGCACUCCGUUACUUGGUUGGACGAUGAUCAAAUUGAAGACUUAGAUCUUAAUUUAGACCAUACUAAUCUAUUUUUUCAUAGAGUCGAUAGUGCAGAUAUAAUUUAUAGGAGCAAAAAGAAAAAAUGUAAAAUGGUAGGCAAGUAUGUGAUGGGCGAUGUCCUGGGGGAAGGCUCUUAUGGCAAAGUGAAAGAGAUGUUGGACUCGGAGACGCUGUGCAGGCGCGCCGUGAAGAUACUAAAGAAGCGGAAGCUACGGAGAAUACCCAAUGGUGAACAAAAUGUACAGAGAGAGAUACAAUUAUUGCGAAUACUUAGACAUAGAAAUGUGAUAGAACUAGUCGACGUUAUCUAUAAUGAUGAGAAACAAAAAAUGUAUUUAGUUAUGGAAUUUUGUGUUGGUGUGCUUCAGGAUAUGUUAGAGUCAACUCCUAGUAAAAAGUUCCCACAGCGCCAGGCGCAUGAAUACUUUACACAGCUGCUGGACGGCUUAGAGUAUUUGCAUGGUCAGGGAGUAGUACACAAGGAUAUAAAACCAGGAAACUUGCUUCUAACCUUGGACCAAACCCUGAAAAUCACCGAUUUUGGUGUUGCUGAAGCACUAGACAUGUUUUCUCCUGAAGACACUUGUUACACUGGACAAGGCUCUCCAGCAUUUCAACCACCAGAAAUUGCCAACGGAGCUGAACAGUUCUCGGGCAUCAAAGUUGAUAUAUGGAGUAGUGGAGUCACAUUAUACAAUAUGACUACAGGGCGGUACCCCUUCGAAGGUGACAACGUUUAUCGGUUGCUAGAAGCGAUCGGGCGAGGGGAGCCCGCGCCGCCGCCGCAGAACCUAGCGCCUACACUGCAAGUCCUUUUGGUACACAUGUUAAAAAGGAAUCCCGAUGAGCGACCUUCUGUACAGGAGAUUAGGCGGCACGACUGGGUUCGAUCCCGGCCGGCGCUGUUGUCGGGUGAGACGCUCGUGGGCCCUCGCUCGCGGCGCUCGGACGAGCUUCACAGCUCCACCGUGAUUCCUUACCUCGUGGAGCGACAUUACGCCUCCGCGCACCACUUCUUCACCGAGCGAGACUUGCGGCACGAACUGGGUGAUAGCGGUUCCCGGACGUUAUCCACCGCGGAGCUGUCGGACGCCGAGUCGUCGCAGUGCAAGCGGCGCUGGCACUCCUCCUGCGGCCGGCUGCCGUCUUGUCGUCUCACGUGAUCGUCGCACAACUAACGAUCGACCUUAUUGAGCAAGUACAUAAGAGCUGUUUUCCAUUGUCACUCGCUGUCGAUUCAUGUAUCGUGAUGUCAGUUUGCGUCCUCUGUGACGGCGCACCGCGUAUGGCGGAUUGCGGAGCGGAUUUACGCGUCGUACUUGUUUGCCCUUAGGCUGAGAUCUAUAGACCGUACUUUGAUUUUACUCAGACUUAAACUUCAGUUAAAGUGAGACGAUUUUAUGUCAGCAGUAUAGCGCUGUCUCGUUUUAACAGUGUCUUGAGUCUAAGCAAAGUCAUAGUGCGCUCUACAGGUGGGGAAGUGGGCGCGCGCUCGCACUCCGAACAAGUUCAAACUAGUCGAACAUUUGUUUAGUGCGCCGUUCAUCUCACUCAGGACGCAGACUCACCCCGGACCCACACAAUCGCGAAUAUGUCUACCAAAGUCCCUCGCGCGAGUCAUGCAAGUAGAGGCUAUAGAAGCUUAAGCCGGCUUCACACGUACAGUUAUGAGAACAGUAAGACUGUCCAGUAUCGUGAUGUGCAUAGGCAAAACUGAGAACUGAAUAAUUUAACUGACAACUUUAUGCCGGAUCACACGCGCAGUUAUAACUGAACAGUUGGUCUGCUCAGUUAAAUCAUAUUGUGUAAGCUAAACUGAGAACUGAACAAUUUAAUUGACAACGAACCUUUACAA